Molecule: messenger RNA, 1894 nt
Organism: Leptopilina heterotoma
Lineage: Eukaryota; Metazoa; Arthropoda; Insecta; Hymenoptera; Figitidae
Product: E3 ubiquitin-protein ligase RNF14-like
Exons: 5
Coding region: 139-1725 (528 amino acids)
Biological process (GO): ubiquitin-dependent protein catabolic process; positive regulation of proteasomal ubiquitin-dependent protein catabolic process; protein polyubiquitination
Cellular component (GO): cytoplasm; ubiquitin ligase complex
Molecular function (GO): ubiquitin protein ligase activity; ubiquitin conjugating enzyme binding; zinc ion binding
Source: RefSeq, a predicted model, not a curated record
UGUGUAGAAAGUAUAACCCACACGAAUAAAAUUGAUUGUACGUCACUGACAUUGACAUCACCGUGUCACAAGAUUUUAAAAGUUUUUAUAAAUACGAAAAAACAUCCGAAAAAAUAGUAUUUUUCUAAAAGCCAUAAAAUGGAUAAUGAAAAGCAAAAAGACGAACUCACAGCAUUGGAAAGCAUUUACACUAAUGAGGAAUUUUCCUUUAAACAGGAAAACAAUCAAUACGAAUGUACACUAAAGAUAUUUUUAACUCUCUCCGAAGAUUUCUAUUUUUCCUAUAAAGACAUACGACAAACUGAUCAGGAACCAACGAAAGUUAAUAUUUCACAUCUCCCACCGAUAACCGUUUUAGUGACAUUGCCACCAGAUUAUCCCUCAUUAUCACCGCCGAACUUCACUUUAAUUUCCUCUUGGCUAAGACCACCACUUUUAUCGAAACUCUGUCAAAAAUUAGAUCAACUAUGGAAAGAAACAGAGGGUGCGGAAAUUCUCUUUACAUGGUUCGCAUUCCUACAGAAUGAAACAUUGGAAUUUUUAAAUCUUAAGGAAACUUUGAAUAUCAAUCAAACUUACACAAGGUACAAAAUAGCAUUAGAUAAUCAACUACUCACAACUGUGACAGCAGAGGAAACAACAGUGACAACAAGAAAUCUACAACAUCCAAAUGAAAUGAUGACAAAUUCAAAGCGAAAUUUCAUUUCAAAGAAAAGUAAAAAUAAGAGACACAAAAAUAGAUAUUCAUUCGAUAAGAGAGCUGUUUUUGAUCGACCGGUCAGUAGCAAUCCAGUUCAAAUGCUAAUUGACUAUAAUGAAAUGCGCAAUGAAAUUGAAUUUAAAAGGAACUUUUAUACGUGUAAAAUUUGUUUUGCCGAUAAAUUGGGCAUUGAUUGCACGCAAUUUAUUCCUUGUUCUCAUGUGUUUUGUAAAGAAUGUAUUGUUGGAUAUUUGGAGGUGAGAAUUAAAGAUGGUGCUGUCCAGGAUAUACUCUGUCCUGAGGAUAAAUGCUCCUCGGAAGCAACGCCCGGACAAAUAAAAGAUUUAGUGAGUCCGGAAUUGUUUAGCAAGUACGAUUCGAUUUUGCUCAGUGCAACUUUAAGCACAAUGACAGACAUUGUUUAUUGUCCGCGACGUCACUGCCAAUAUCCCGUGAGUCGAGAAGCCAACGAAGUUUUCGCCACAUGUCCAGCCUGUCAAUAUGCCUUUUGUCUAUUUUGUAAAAUGGUCUACCAUGGAAUUGAACCCUGCAAAAUGAAUUCUGCUGAUAAACAAAGUUUAAUGAAAGAAUAUAAAAAUGCAUCACCUGAGGAAAAACUUCAACUGGAGAAACGAUACGGGAAAAAGCAAUUACAACUUAUGAUCGAUAAUACCAUGUCGGAAAAUUGGAUAACUAACAAUAGCAAAAAUUGUCCUCACUGUAAAGUCGCUAUUGAGAAAUCUGAUGGAUGUAAUAAAAUAACUUGCGGGCAUUGUAAUACAUUCUUCUGUUGGCUCUGCAAUACUCGAUUGGACCCACGUGAUCCGUAUCAACAUUAUCGAAAUCCAAAUUCAAGUUGUUUCAAUCGAGUGAAUCAAGGAAUUUUAAUGAACUUGGGCGAUGACGACGAUGACGACGAUAUUGAUGAUGACAGUGAUGAGGAUCCUACAUUUAUUGAUGGUGAAUUCAUUGAUUUCUCGGACGAUGACACUUCAAUGGAUGAAUACGAAAUAGAUGAUUUAUGAAAAAUAUCAUCGUCCUUUACUUUCACUUCUUUCUAAAAUUGUUUUUUUUAAAUCUCUUUUGUUUAGCGAAAAACAUUCAAAAUGCUAAUAUAUAUUUUAUUUUAAUAUUUCGAAAUUGUUUGCUAUAAAAGUAAUUUUUAUUUAAUAAAUAUAAUUUAAGGCGCCAAAA